Molecule: messenger RNA, 2891 nt
Organism: Xyrauchen texanus (razorback sucker)
Lineage: Eukaryota; Metazoa; Chordata; Actinopteri; Cypriniformes; Catostomidae
Gene: mterf2
Product: mitochondrial transcription termination factor 2
Exons: 2
Coding region: 151-1275 (374 amino acids)
Biological process (GO): termination of mitochondrial transcription; regulation of DNA-templated transcription
Cellular component (GO): mitochondrial matrix
Molecular function (GO): double-stranded DNA binding
Source: RefSeq, a predicted model, not a curated record
AGUAACGAUUGUAAAAGGUUCCUCAUGACAUGUCCCUCUCUGAAGAAAACUGACCGCUGUCAUUGCAGAGGAGUAAGGGCAUAGGUUGAGGUUUAUGCAUGCACACAGUUACCCAACAGCCCCUCCCAUAGACUUGUGGAUUGUGCAAACAUGCUGCGAUUAGUCAGGACAUCAAUGUGCCUCUACUGCCAGAGGGCUCAAGUUAUGCUACACAUGAGGCCCUCCUCCUCGUUCAUUCAGGAAGAGAACACAGUUGCUGUGGACACCCUGUACGACCUGUCUGUAGACAUCAGUAAAGUCCGCAAGCUAAAGGGUUGGGUGUUGCGGCAGAGUCCUGUGUAUGUGAGCGAGAUCGCUACACUGUUGAGGGACAUGGGGGCCAAUGGCCAGGUCAUCGCCCGUGUCUUGGAGCUCUACCCAGAGGCCAUCCUUUGUACACCUGAACAAAUGGAGGUGCAGAAAAAACUGUGGAUGACAGUCUGCGCCAGCCAGAAGGAUCUGGUAGGAAUCAUCGAAAAAUUCCCUGCCUCAUUUUUCACACCAUCCUCUGAUCAUGACAACCAGACAGCCAAUAUUCUGUAUUUCCAAACGCUGCUUCUUAACAAACGCAUAAUUAGUAAGCUCAUGGCCAUCGCGCCUCAGAGCUUCAGCCGACCGGUGGAGCAAAAUCAGGAGAUGAUUCAAGCGCUCCAGAAGACAUAUUUGGACUUGGGUGGCAGAGAGGACAAUGUGAAGGCCUGGCUUCAGAAGCUGCUUAGUCAGAACCCGUAUGUGCUUCUAAAGCACCCAGAGGCCCUGCGGAAUAAUUUGAUGUUCCUACGUGAAAUGGGCUUCACCAGUAAUGACCUCUUGCAGCUACUGUCCAAAUUAAGGGGGUUUGUCACUGAACUCAACCCUGAAAGCAUGAAGGUCACCCUCAGCUACUCACAGGAAACCCUGGGAUGCAAAGAAGCAGAGCUCAGGCAGAUUGUACUUCAGUGUCCAGCCUUUUUAUACUAUUCCGUGCCUAUACUAGCUGAUCGGUUCAAAGGUCUUCUCUCUGCUGGAGUCACUAUGGAGCAGAUCACUGCAACACCCACAGUGUUAGAACUGACAACCCAUAUAGUUCAGCAUCGCAUUCAGAAAUUGCACUCUUAUGGUUAUGAUAUACGGACUGGCAGCCUAGAAGUCCUCAAUGGCACCAAGAAGGACUUUGAGAUGAACUAUGGAAAACUGCAUCUUAGGCGAGAGAGGCCGCUUUUUAAUCCAGUAGCACCACUUAGCACAGAGGAUUAAGAUUGUUGCACUUCCAUUAAGUUACAAGCAUUGUAUUGAAGUGCCAAGGUGCUACACAGAAUAUUAACAGUCGUGUCUGUCAUCACCAAGGGAAACUCAGGUUUUCUGUAUGAAUAGAUUCAUUUAUUCAUUAUUAUUUAUUUUGGUAAAAUUGAUGUGAUGAAAAGAAUAAAUGGUUGAAUGUUUUGAUUAAAAUGAUGAAGGUGAGUUGAAAGAUUUUCCAAAAUUCAUUGCUACACGCUGUGCUCAGAGAAAUGCAGCUAUUUUAUUUUCUCUCCUUCUCGUCAUAUUUAGUAUUUACUGUGUAUAGUUUAUCUAUCUAUCGAUGGAUGGAUGGCUGGCUGGAUUAAGAUAGAGAAAAAGUUCUUGGCAUGAGCCAUUGUUUGUAUGAAUUGAAUUAAUUUUUACAUUAUUUAAGUGAACCAUUUCCAGCAAUUCUCAUUACAGCUUAUAGUGUUUAAUUUUAUUUAUAUUCUCACAGGUCAUUCUAAUUAGAUUCUCAUUACAGUAAUAUAGACUUUUUUUUUACUGUAUUGUAGCAAAAAAUACUGUAAUACAUUUUUUAGUCAACCAUGACAAAGUCAACAAUAUAAUACCAUGAUAUAUGAAUAUAUUUAGCUGUCGUUUGAUUUGUGCAGAUGUGAUCUUGAACGAUUUUGUGAGAUUUGCCCUAAUGGUGCUUUGCCAAGCCAUUUGUGUAGCUUUAAAUUUCCUCAUCAAAGUCUCUAAUAAUAAGCUAUAUAAAAUACUGCUUUGAGGUAUGCAUUAUGUAGAUAAAUAUUCAUAUCAGUGAAUGUUUACAUGUAUGCUGCUGAACUCUAUGCAGGCAAAAUCUAAUUUGCAAGCAUUUCUCAAUAUUUUGUCUUCUGGGCAACAUUUUGAGAUAAUUCUGUGCUUUUUAAUGAUUAGACUAAAGACUUUACUGGUAUCUAUAAUGAGUUAUAUUACAGAUUGCCUUGUGGCAUCUGCUGUAUACACUUUGGACUUCAUGAUCUCUUUAAUAGAGAAAUAUAUUACAUUAUUACAAGGCUUCCAACCUCUGUACAGUCAUUUUAAUUUUUUUAUUCUAGUUUCCCAAAACAAAAACAAAACAUUUUUUUAAUCUUGAUUAGUGCUAAUAAUCAAAGCACAUUAUUAAGUGAAUUACACAUUAAUGAGUAAAAAGAUGCGUCACCUUUUUGGUACUCCAAAAUGAACGAAUUUCAUUCAUAUGUAUUGUUGCCCUUUUUUUUCUACCUCUCCAAAUUCUUGCCUCUACCUGUCUUUUGUUUGCUAUUCUUUGUACUUCUAGUGUACAGCGCCAGCUGGAUUACUGCUUUAUCCUGCAGAUGACACUUUGAGUUAUACCCUAACGCAUAGGAGGUUAAUAAGAGGGGGUAUAAAUAGCUCUGUGAUGAUGGCUAUUAUUUGCAAAUGUUACACAUUUAUUUUAUGGAGUAUAAUUCAAGGAAAAUAUGAAAACAUGACACAUGCAAUUCAAAUCUCUAAUUUCCUGCUCUGGGUUCUGCAAGGUAGGAUAUUAAGGUGGUAAAUAUUCCAUGUCUGAUGUCAUACAGAUUGUCCUCUGUGCCACUUGCUCUCAAGAGUACCUGAUCAGAGUGGUGUCCAGAAAAACA